AUGAGGCUUGCAUCAACAGGAUUAUUCACAGAGUUCCUGGAGCCCUUUGAGAGAGUGAUCCAGCCAGAGGAGCAGUGGCUCUACAAAAAUCCCUUGGUGGAGUCGGACCACAUCCCCAAGAGGGUCAUGUUCGCGAUUUCAUUUCUCACUCCGUUGGCUGUGAUAUUUGUGGUGAAGAUCAUUCAGCGGACAGAUAAGACAGAAAUCAAGGAGGCGUGUCUAGCUGUCUCACUUGCUCUGGCUUUGAAUGGAGUCUUCACAAACACUAUCAAGUUGAUAGUUGGCAGACCCAGGCCAGACUACUUCCAGCGCUGUUUCCCAGAUGGACAGGUGAAUAUUAAGAUGCUGUGCACCGGAGAACCAGACCUAGUGUCAGAGGGACGCAAGAGUUUCCCCAGCAGCCACUCCUCCUUUGCGUUCUCUGGCUUGGGCUUCACCUCCUUCUACCUGGCUGGGAAGCUGCAGUGCUUCACAGACCGGGGCCGCGGUUACAGCUGGCGUCUGUGUGCCAUGUUGCUGCCCCUGUACAGUGCUUUGAUGAUCGCCCUGUCCCGCACCUGUGACUACAAACACCACUGGCAAGAUGCCUUUGUUGGAGGGGUGAUCGGCCUGCUUUUUGCUUACAUCUGCUACCGACAGCACUACCCCCCGUUCCUGCACAUGGACUGCCACCUGCCUUAUGCCAGUCUGGCCAAAGCCCCCCACCUCAUCUCUGCCCAGGGCGAUCCUCGGGUCCUGCCCACUGAGAACGCCACCAGCCUGCCUCUGAAGGGGCUGACGGAGGGGCCUCUAUGACUCCUGCCUACCCCUACCUCCAGACACAGUCUCUAACCCCACCCUCACCCCAGGACCACCCAACCCGCUCCCCCUCUCACUAUCUGUAGACUGACUAGCUAGCACUUACAUAUACCAGUGGACAGUGCUGUACCCCCCCUCGCUCUCUCAAUCUUUCUCCCUGUCUCUCACCUCCCUCCAUCCUCACCCUUUGUUUGUUUUGCCUGCCAGAAUCAGAACCCUUUCAGUGGUCUUUAUUUAGAGAGGCUGUGUAUGUAUGGCAUCUGGGAAUAUAGGACAACACUGCUGGAGCAAAAAGGCAAAAGCCCUAACCCAACAUUAAACUGCUAGGAUGUUCAUUACAAGUUGUUGCUCGACAUUUUAUUUACUGCUCACUUCAGUAGAAUGGAGUUAGCUGGUAUAGCGGCUGGUAUCAAUUUGAUGUAGAGUUGGAUGGAAAGCAGAGUGCCUGGUGGGAAUCCCAUUAAAUGUCACAGCAAUGAGGCACUGGGUGUGUUAGAUGUCACAGCUCCCCAAUUUAAUUUAUGACAUAUCUAAUCACUUUGUCAGUGAGGGAAUUCACACUACAAAAUCUGAUAGCUCACACAUUUCUAACUUUGAGAGAACACAUCAACUAUAAUGGCCAGAUAUAUGGUCACUAAUGUUGUCCAAACUGUAUUCUAUUAUUAUUCUAUUAGCCUUGGUCUUAGACCCACAGUCGUUGUUUUUGCAUUGUUCACAUCUCUCCUACUGCUGGUUUUCCAUGGAAACAUAAUGAUAAAUAUAACACCAAUAGGUCGUUAUCAAUAAAAUGUCUCAAUAGCGUUCGAUUUGGCUGCUGGGGGGACAAGGAGACCCCACCAUUGACAACUAUGUGCUGUUUUCAAGGAAUUGUUAAAUAAAUGUUAUUACUAUUUGGUUUUAAUAUCAUCAUCAUCUCUAGAAGAGUAUUCCACACUAAGCUCUAUCAUCACAGUUUUACAGCAAUCAGGAAACAUCAAUUGAACAAUAUCAAGGGCUCCCGAGUGGCGCAGUGGUCUAAGGCACUGUUUGAUUCCAGGCUGUAUCACAACCGGCCGUGAUUGGGAGUCCCAUAGGACGGCGCACAAUUGGCCCAGAGUCG
This is a messenger RNA of Salmo salar (Atlantic salmon), 1897 nucleotides long. RefSeq names its product phospholipid phosphatase 4. Gene Ontology annotation, biological process: phospholipid metabolic process; phospholipid dephosphorylation. Gene Ontology annotation, cellular component: membrane. Lineage: Eukaryota; Metazoa; Chordata; Actinopteri; Salmoniformes; Salmonidae. The record is from RefSeq and is a predicted model, not a curated record. Gene Ontology annotation, molecular function: phosphatidate phosphatase activity.